UCCUUCCCCCCUACCUAGCUAGCUACACUACCAGGCUGGAGUCCCACGGCAGCACUGCACGCAACACACUGACUGCUGCGACUCACUCACAACCGAGGUGGGAAAGAUGGAGCACAGAGACUCCGGCUUCAGCAUAUUGUUGGCGACCGAUUCAUAUAAGGUAACACAUUACAAACAGUACCCCCCCAACACAAGUAAAGUGUACUCGUACUUUGAGUGCCGUGAGAAGCGGACCGAUCCCACCAAAAGCAGAAAAGUCAAAUAUGACAAAACCGUCUUCUAUGGCCUACAGUACAUCCUCAACAAAUACCUAAAAGGAAAAGUAGUGACCCCAGAGAAGAUCCAGGAGGCAAAGGAGGUAUACAGAGAACACUUCCAGGAUGAUGUUUUCAAUGAGAAGGGCUGGACUUACAUUUUGGAGAAAUACGAUGGACACCUUCCUAUUGAAAUCAAGGCAGUGCCAGAGGGGAGUGUCAUUCCUCGAGGCAAUGUUCUGUUCACAGUGGAGAGCACAGACCCUGAAUGCUACUGGCUCACCAACUGGGUGGAGACCAUUCUGGUUCAGAUCUGGUACCCCAUCACUGUGGCGACCAACUCCAGGGAGCAGAAGAAGAUCCUCGCCAAGUACCUCCAGGAGACUUCUGGGAACUUGGAGGGACUAGCGUAUAAACUACAUGACUUUGGCUACAGGGGCGUCUCCUCACAAGAGACUGCGGGCAUCGGGGCCUCCGCCCAUCUGGUCAACUUCAAGGGCACGGACACGGUCGCCGGCAUUGGAGUCAUUAAGAAGUACUACGGCACCAAGGACCCUGUGCCAGGCUUCUCAGUGCCUGCUGCAGAGCACAGUACCAUCACAGCGUGGGGGAAGGACCAUGAAAAAGAUGCCUUUGAGCACAUCAUCAAGCAGUUUCCCAACGUGCCCGUAUCAAUCGUCAGCGACAGCUACGACAUCUACAACGCAUGCGAGAAGAUCUGGGGAGAAGACCUCCGGUCGCUGAUAGUGGCCCGCAGUGCAGAUGCCCCAUUGGUUAUCCGACCAGACUCAGGAAACCCGCUCGAUACAGUUUUGAAGGUUUUGGAGAUCCUGGGUAAGAAGUUUCCACCAGUGGAGAACUCCAAAGGUUAUAAGGUUCUCCCUCCUUAUAUCCGAGUCAUACAAGGAGACGGAGUUGAUAUCAACACACUGCAAGAGAUAGUGGAGGGUAUGAAGCAACACAAGUGGUCCAUUGAGAACAUUUCCUUCGGGUCCGGUGGGGCUCUGCUGCAGAAACUGACCCGAGAUCUGCUCAACUGCUCCUUCAAAUGCAGCUAUGUGGUCACUAACGGACUAGGGGUGAAUGUGUUCAAGGACCCAGUGGCGGACCCCAACAAGAGGUCCAAGAAGGGUCGCCUGUCUCUGCACCGGACACAGAGUGGCGACUUUGUCACCCUGGAGGAGGGCAAGGGCGACCUGGAGCAGUAUGGCGUGGACCUGCUGCACACAGUCUUUCUGAACGGAAAGAUUGUGAAGACGUACACAUUUGACGAAGUCAGAGACAAUGCUCAGCUCAAAGAGAGCGAGCUUAAUGUGCUGCUGGACUGAGCGCAGCACUACUAAAUCCCCACCCUCCACCCUAACCCCAAAACAAACCCCCUCCCCUCAACCCUUCCUCCUUUUGGGCGCCGACACGACCCCAGAAAAAGGAGGCAGUGUACACUGCUAAUAGAUCCCUCUCCCAAAGCGUGACAACUCCCCAAAACGUUCCUAAAAACCAGAGACUCCCUUAAAAUUCACAGAUCUUCACCCACAGUUCCAAAACGCUGUUGUUGGUUCUCCAACAGAGUUGGGGUGGAGGAAUUUGGAAAUUUGCACACCACUGAUGAACGGCGAACACCCCAUGAGUAUGAGGGGGGAGGGGGGGGGGAGAAAUAUGAGAAAAUGUGUGUGAGGUACAGUAAGCAAUUAGGGAUAGAAGUUGCGAACAUGAUGAUAAACCGUGCGUUCACUCCCAUGUGCCACUGCCCCAAAUUGAACUUCGGCAUAUUGCACUGAUAAGCUAGACAUAUUGCAACCUAAGAAUGUGACUGGCUGCUGAUAGACAAUGUGUCAGCAGACUUUUCAAUGCUGACACAAAAGCAAGUAAGAUGAUUGUGAAUGAGCUCCUGGCGGCUGCAUGUGGAGUGGACCCACGGUGAGUCAAAGUGAGAAAGAGGAUGACAGAGAGAGACCGAGAAAUAUGAAGCCACACCACUGACCGUGCUCCGUGAAUUGUGUACAGAACUGUUAAGGAAAAGAAAAUACAUGUCUGAAUCUACUUUAGCUUUGUCUUUUAUGUGAAGGAAGAACAUGAUGAUAAUGGUUUAUAAUGGUGCACCGAUAACAUUGACAGAUAGCAGCUAAAAUGUUGCUUCUACUUGGAAACAAGGUCAUAAACACACUGUCAUUAUGGGUGAUAAAGGAAUUCAUUUUCCCCAGUUUUCUUGUUUUUAGUUAGUUUUGGCCCAAAUUAUAAAAGGCCAACAUCUAUCAAGUACUACCUGAAUAUUGUGUACUCUUACUUUGCCAAAUAAAAUGUUAUGGGUGCAUCUCUGAAGGUAUAUAAAUGAUUAUCUACUUGCCAUUAUGUUGGCCACAGAGCGUUCACAUCAUGAAGGUCCAAUCAUACCACAAAAUCACAAAUUCUGUUCACGGAGGGAGGAUAAAACCAUUCUCAAAGAGAUGUUUUCAAUAUAUAUAUAUAUUUUUUAUUUUAGACUAACGUGUAACAGUGGAUUAUAUUCCUCCAUUUGUUAAAAUAGCAAAUGAGAAAACUAUGAGAAGCUAAUUUUCCAUUGAUAAUUCCAGUGUUGUCAAAGCCACAAAUUUUUACAAAAUUCAAUUGACAAGAUUAGAUUUGAGUUAAAAGUUUCAGAUUGGGUCUUCACGAUGGUGAAUACUCUGGAAACCAGUCUUUGCUGUAUAAGACCAAGAGUUGAUGUAAAAAAAAAAAAAAAAAGUAAAAAAAAAAAUACAUAACAGAAAUGGUCUUCACUGGAAUCAAGAUAAUCUGUUUUAUGAAAGAUUAUGUGGCUCCUGGGCUGAAAUGUAUGUUAAAUGUUUGUUCUGCUCUCUAUGCGUGUGUGUGUGUGUGUGUGUGUGUGUGUGUGUGUGUGUGUGUGUGUGUGUGUGUGUGUGUGUGUGUGUGUGUGUGUGUGUGUGUGUGUGUGUGUGUGUGUGUGUGUGUGUGUGUUUGUGCAUGUGCGCAUGUGUGUGUGAGUUGAGAUUUUCUUCCUUUUAAAGGAUUGUGUAUUCCUUUAUGCAAACGUACACUAGUUUGAUCGAGGGAAUAGAGAACCCUCUUCCUUUUACUUUGCCAGCCUUUAAUUCUGAAGGGAGACACAAAGUAGCGAGUGUGUUUUUUCUUUCAGGCAAUGUAAAAGCAACCAAAAGGCAGAAAAGUGAGAUGCAGGAUCGGGAAUACGUUUCUGACAGUAAUGUACCCGCAAUGCUUUGGCAGUUGGUGAAUCGUUGCCCUUGGUAUCACUGCCUUAACUCGGGAAAAGCAGGGAUACUUCAACAGCUGUGUUUCUGCAAAAAUUGUAAAUGUGGCCAGUGAUGUUUGGAUUAAUUGCCCGGGUAUGGGAUCUUGCUGAUAAUGCCUGUUGGAGUUCAUUAUCUUCCCAUUCAGAGCAUCCCAGUGGAGUGCCACUCCUGUUUGCAGGUGUGUUUAGUCACAUUGCUGAGUUGGCCAUUUCAGAGUGAAGGGAUUAUUAUUUAGCAGAGCUUGGAGGGAUUAAAGCUGGUGACAUCACAGGAAACUAAAUAUUUGGCAGAAUUCUUCAGGCGGUGCAGUGUUCCUACCACCUAUUUAAUUCUAAUGUGUCUAAUACUUUGAUUUAUGAAAAAAUACAUACAAAAUUAACGACAUUGCCAUCAGCUUCAAUUGUAUUUUGUGUGUUUAGUGCUAAUUAGCUAAUGUUGGCAUGCUAACACGCUAAACUAAGAUGGUGAACAUGGUAAAUAUCAUACCUGCUAAACAUCAGCAUGGAUUGCCAUUACGAGCAUGUUAGCAUGGUGACAUUAGCAUUUAGCUCAAAGUAUCUCACAAAGCCGCUAGCAUAGCUGUAAACGGUCUUACUAACACUUUUAAAACUCCAGGUAAUCCUUUAUUCUUUAUUCUUUGCCUGCACACCCUUUUUAGACUUUGUUAUCCAAUACUGGAGCAACAACACAACAACAGUUAUUUUCCAGUUAUGGGGUGCAUUUUAGUAAAACUCUGAUUAUACUAUUUUGAUACUGUCUCAGUUCUUGCCUCAGAGAAAUAUUGUUUUGUAUGACAAAGGAGAGAAAAUAUGCCAGACAUAUUGCAGUAAAUAUCCUUAUUUACAAAUGAUGCGGCCACACUGCCUUCUCAAGUACAUACAACAACUAGUUUGACUAAAAGCAGAGAGGCAGUUUAGGGAGACGACCACUCUAGAUAAUACUAUUAUUUUUGUCAGAACAACCGUUUUUUACCAACAGAAGAAUAUCCAAACCUGCUUGACUGAACUGGCAGUGUGACUGUUUUGUGUGUGUGUGUGUGUGUGUGUGUAGUCCUGUGUGAAUGCAUGGUGUGUUAUGGAUGAAAAAAUUGUUGAAAAAUUUGUGAAUACUUUUUUUCUUUAUGUUGUUGUUGUUUUACUUGUAUGUAUAUGUUGGAUUUCCCAAAUUCUCUCCCAACACAACUGAUAUUUUAACGAACAUAACUUGCUUUAUUGUCAACAAUACAUUGAUUAAAGAUGCCACCCUGUCAGUUUGGAA
This is a messenger RNA of Perca fluviatilis (European perch), 4759 nucleotides long. It is a transcript of the gene nampt1, whose product is annotated as nicotinamide phosphoribosyltransferase 1. The transcript has 11 exons. The record is from RefSeq and is a predicted model, not a curated record. The coding region runs from base 107 to 1582 and encodes 491 amino acids. Gene Ontology annotation, molecular function: nicotinamide phosphoribosyltransferase activity. Lineage: Eukaryota; Metazoa; Chordata; Actinopteri; Perciformes; Percidae. Gene Ontology annotation, biological process: NAD+ biosynthetic process.